AUGUCCUGCUCCAGCCUGUGUGCUCCUGCCUGCGGUGUGGCCGCCCCAGCCCCACUGGCUAACAGCUGUAAUGAGCCCUGUGUGCGCCAGUGCCCCGACUCCACCGUGGUGAUCCAACCCCCGGCCACCGUGGUCACCUUCCCCGGGCCCAUCCUCAGCUCCUUCCCACAGAACGCUGUGGUCGGCUCAGCAGGAGUCCCUGCCAUUGGAUCGGGCUUGGGUGGCACCUUUGGACGUAGUGCCGGCUUUGGGGGCUAUGGAGGCUUUGGGGGCUAUGGAGGCUCUUAUGGCCUUGGGGGCUUUGGGGGCUAUGGAGGCUUUGGUAGCUGCGGAUAUGGUGGCUGGCGUCGAGGCCACAGGUACCUCAGCGGCAGCUGCGGGCCCUGCUAA
Messenger RNA from Tympanuchus pallidicinctus (lesser prairie-chicken), 390 nucleotides. RefSeq names its product claw keratin-like. Gene Ontology annotation, cellular component: intermediate filament. The transcript has a single exon. The record is from RefSeq and is a predicted model, not a curated record. NCBI's taxonomy places the organism in Eukaryota, Metazoa, Chordata, Aves, Galliformes, Phasianidae. Bases 1 to 390 code for a protein of 129 amino acids. Gene Ontology annotation, molecular function: structural constituent of cytoskeleton.